Molecule: messenger RNA, 1384 nt
Organism: Drosophila bipectinata
Lineage: Eukaryota; Metazoa; Arthropoda; Insecta; Diptera; Drosophilidae
Product: exopolyphosphatase PRUNE1-like
Cellular component (GO): cytoplasm
Molecular function (GO): exopolyphosphatase activity
Source: RefSeq, a predicted model, not a curated record
UUUGGCAGGAGUAGAAACUCAUUAUAUUUUAACAACUUAAAGCGCAGAGUAGAGCAUUAGCUGGAGACUAGGAAAAAUGAGUGAUUCUGAAGCGGAUACAUUGGACUUUAUAAGUUUCUUACAAGAAACACAGCGUCGAAUCGAUUGGGUGAGUGAUGGUACUGGAACCGAGAUGAUCUAUUUGUGCAUGACCCAUGAGAGCUGCGAUCUGGACUCUGUGGUCAGCACACUGGCCAUAGCCUAUCUGCGUUAUUGCAACAAAGGCGGCUUGCCACAAUUGUAUGCACCAGUUCUGGACAUGCAGCGAAAAGAUUAUCCGGUCAAGACAGAGGUCUGCUUUUUGCUUGGUAAACAGGGAAUUAAACCAGAAAUCCAUCUCAUAUUUCGGGACGAUCUGCCCGAGGAGUUAUUGCUGAAGAGUCGCUUCAUUUUGAUCAAUCAUCAUGUGAGCCCGUUUCACUUUGGGACUGAAGAGGUGUACGACUACAGGAGCUUCCAGAGCCAGGCAGCUAGGCUGCCCACAUACUGUCAGCGUGUGAUGUACCCAGUAAGGUCGUGCGCGGCAUUGGCAGCCGCUAGGUAUUCCAAUUCCAUGUCGAAUUCCGCGUCUGUCAGAUGCAUACGGGUCUUUGAAUUGUUGCAUGCCGCCUUGCUGUUGACGAACCGAAACUUCAUAACUAUUCCGGUGGCGAAGCUCUGUCAUCUCCAGGACUAUCGUAUGAUGCUCUUCCUCGAACGCUAUUUGGGCAAACUGAAAGACCAUCAACGUACCAUUCUGUACAAUUCUCUAGUGAAUUCUAUUUUCGAUAUGAGACACUUGACACUGCCCCAGAUCCUUAGGCGGGAAUUCAAAAUCCUGAAGACCACGCGAUACAUGAAAGGUGUAAAGAGUACUCUGCGUGUGGUGCAGUGCUGUUUCCCCAUGGCCCUGACCAGAUUUAUUGCCUUUGAAAACGCCGAAUUGGCCAUUCGAGAGUUUGCUGCACACUUUGGUUGCAGUUUCGUUCUAAUGCUGGGCACUAGCAUUCGACCUGGCGGAUCGUUGGUCGUCAAGGAGCUGGCCGUAAUACCCGUGGAUGGGCUCAUCGCUUUGGAGCAUCGUCGCUUCUUCGAUCAUUUGAUUAUCAAUCUAUGUGCUGCCAACAAGCCGCAGCUGGAUCUGGAACCCUACCGCAACCUCGACUAUAUGCAAGGCGGCUUCUUUUUUGUAAACGCGUGGAAUGUCGGGCCCUACACAGUUCUCGAUCUUUUGCAGCGUGCUGCGUAUGAUUAUAUAACUGAAGGCGGUAAAGUUAUCAAAGACGAGCUAGAGAUCGAGCAACACCCAGGAGAGAAAAGGAUCAAGCGGAAGCUUAAGGUCAAGUUUGGGCUUAUAAAAGCCUGA